GUGCUAGGCUCACUCACAAGUCACAACUCACGGGUAGUGCCAUAGCACGCUCUCAUUCUCCAAGGACAAGAACAGAAAGAAUGUUGAGCCCUGGCAUUUCGGUCAAGAGGCGCCACGGCGGCGUGGGGUUCGCGCUUGGGUGCGGCUGCAAGGACGCCAAGAGCGUGUCCGUUUCCGCGUCGCCGUCGCCGUCCGGCGCUGGUACGUCGACGACGACCGAAACGCGGCGCGGGGGCGCGAGGUCGACGAACCCGUCGGCGUCGACCACGACGGACACGCUGACCUCCGCUUCGUCGUCGUCCUUCGUCUGGGAGGACGCCGUGGCAGAGUUCGGUUGCAUCGACGACGGCGGCCCCUUCAAGAUGGACAGCUCGGCAGCAGCCACGCAGAGCUUCUCCGGCCUGCUGCGCGAGCUCAGCGAGCUGGAGCAGAGCGUCGCGUCGUGGGGCCGGAAGAGCCACAGCGAGAAGAAGCUCUCGGCGCCGCUGCAGGGCCGCGUCGACAAGAAACUCCCGACGCCACCGCAGGGCCGCGUCGACAAGAAACUCUCGACGCCGCUGCAGGACCGCAUCGACAAGAAACCCUCCACGCCGCCGCGGGAGGCCAGGAAGGUGACCACGAAGAGCGGCGGCGACUCGACGAAGGGCGCUAAAGCCUACCACCGCGCCGGUGGCGUCGUCCAGGUGGCGGGGCUCGACGGCCGCGUGGAGGUGGGGCUGGACGGCAGCGUGGCGGUGGUGAAGCAGUCGGAGGACCCGCUGGGCGAUUUCCGGCAGUCGAUGGUGCAGAUGAUCGUGGAGCACGGGAUGGUGGCCGGCGAGGAGCUGCGCGAGAUGCUCCGGCGCUUCCUCAACCUCAACGCGCCGCACCACCACGACGUCAUCCUCCGCGCGUUCACCGAGAUCUGGGACGCCGUGUUCGCCGCCUCCGUCGACGACCCAGUCGUCCUCUCCACCGCAACCGCCACCGUCCUGACCCGCCGCGAGCCGUCUCCUGCAAGGCCGCCCGUGCCGAGGACCCCUCCGCGCCACCACCACUCGCCAUCGGCAUGGCGCGUGUAAACGUGCCACGUGAAUAUACUGCUACUCUUCGAUCUUAUCAUUUGAUUUGCCAUUCGAGCUAGUUGGCAGGGAAGGUAGCGUUGGAUUGGACUUACCACCAGUUCAUUCUUGUACGUGAGUGAGUUUGUGAUCUGUAUAAUGUGUGUUCUUCCGUA
Lolium perenne is the source of this 1216-nucleotide messenger RNA. RefSeq lists its product as uncharacterized. Gene Ontology annotation, biological process: negative regulation of DNA-templated transcription. Lineage: Eukaryota; Viridiplantae; Streptophyta; Magnoliopsida; Poales; Poaceae. The record is from RefSeq and is a predicted model, not a curated record.